GCUCAUCAGCGUUCACUGUCCCCGGGAGCGCGUAGUUGGUGGGACCGGUUGGGUGGCAUUUGAUUGGUGGAUAGGAAGAGCGGUGUGUCGGUGAACAUUGACCGGAGGAAGAAGGGAUCAAAGCGUCGGUGGUGGGUUUUACUGAGCUUCAAAGGAUGGGCAACACCAACAGCGAGCGUGCGGCGCUAGAGCGCCAUGGGGGUCACAAAGCCUCCCGAAGAGACAGCACUGGCAGCGCUAUUCAUACCAAAGAGCACGACCGUCCCAAGAUUUUGAUGGACAGUCCAGAAGAUUCAGACAUCUUUCAUGCUGAGGAGAUCAAAGUACUGGGCCCGAUGGAGAAGGAUGAGUACCUUGCCUGGCAACACGACCUGGAAGUGACUGACAAAAUUUCCAAGCAGGCUCGCCCGACUGUGUUUCGAUGGAAAGGGGGUGGGAAGGAAGUUUUUAUCUCUGGAUCCUUCAAUGGUUGGACCAACAAAAUCCCACUGACCAGAAGUCAGAACAACUUUGUGGCAAUUCUGGAUCUCCCCGAGGGUGAGCAUCAGUACAAGUUCUAUGUGGAUGGUCAGUGGACUCACGAUACAUCAGAGCCCACCACCACCAGCCAGCUCGGCACGAUCAACAAUGUCAUUCAGGUGCGGCAGACGGACUUCGAAGUGUUUGAUGCAUUGAUGGUGGAUUCGCAGAAAUGUUCAGACAUGUCAGAUCUGUCAAGCUCUCCCCCUGGCCCGUAUCAUCAGGAUCCAUAUGUGUACAAGCCAGAGGAGAGAAUUAAAACGCCACCUAUUCUGCCGCCACACCUGCUCCAGGUCAUCCUGAACAAGGACACGGGCAUCUCAUGUGAUCCUGCCUUGCUUCCAGAGCCAAACCACGUCAUGUUGAACCACCUGUAUGCUCUGUCCAUCAAGGAUGGUGUCAUGGUAUUGAGCGCCACCCAUCGUUACAAGAAGAAGUACGUCACCACUCUUCUCUACAAGCCCAUAUGAUCUGUAAAAGCAGCUCCAUUCUCCCCCUCCAAUCAGGAAGCUCCAUUUUCGUCAGCUGUCGCUCGCCAUUCGUCACUCUCUGUCCUGGACUAGCUCAGGAGGAUCUUGAUGUGACUGAAUGGGGCAGUAAUUGCGGGAGUCCGGACGAUCCUGUCUGUCUGCACAUCUACUUCCUGCUGCAGAAGGGGAAAUCUGGAAUCGGGUGCCGGAUAAAGUGCCUCUGAUUGUCCUUCCGACUGCCACAAAGGUUCCCAAAGCUAAUGGCUGGCUGCACAGUCAUUCCUUGCUGUGGCACCUCCAUUUCCAUUCCAUUAAUGUUAGAGUUUCUUCCCACUCUGUUCAGAGGGGAGUACUCUGUGCUCAUUUGUAACACAGGCUGGAAUCGCUGUGAGUUAAGCAAUCAUGGUGCUACAACAGGGUAUACUCUCCAACUUCUCAAUGGGACAGUAUCAUUUUCCCAUUACUUUCACCAAGGGAUCACUAUCGGGAAAGCUGAUAAAUAAAUGGAGCUCUGAUUAGAUUGGGGAAACCUGCACAAAUGUAAGUAAGGGAUCAAAAAAGCUCGAAAUUCAAUGUAAUUGAAAACUGGCUGGAAUUUCAGCCUGCUUUGUAUCUGCGCUUCACCAUAACUAUUUACUGACAGCUGUAGUCCACAGUGAUCACUCUGCAGUCUGUAUGGGCAGGGGCUGGCGUUCCCUGAUCUCCAUUCUGCCCCUGGUGUUGCUGGCAAAGUGGGGAAGCGGUGACACGCUGCAGUAAUGUCAGUUUCUCACUCUUCAUUAAAGCUGCUGCAACUCUUCCAGCUGCCGGAGGUUGCAAUGCAGCCCUAUAAUCUUCUCUGGUUUAGUUUGUGUCCAUUGCAUAUUUUAGUUUUUUUCCCACUCCUGCUGUGAGAUCUCGCCCAAGGGAUCAUUCAUCCUGUUUGACCCCAAAUAUCUGGUUGUCCCUCCCUGUUCGUAAACCCUAUUAAUUCCAGCAGGCCUGUCCCUGCCUCCUCAUAACCACACAGAUUCCAGCAGGCCUGUCCCUGUCUCCUAGUAAACCCCACUGAAUCCAGCAGGCCUGUCCCUGCCUCCUCAUAACCACACAGAUUCCAGCAGGCCUGUCCCUGUCUCCUAGUAAACCCCACUGAAUCCAGCAGGCCUGUCCCUGCCUCCUCAUAACCCCACUGAUUCCAGCAGGCCUGUUCCUGCCUCCUAGUAAACCCCACUGAAUCCAGCAGGCCUGACCCGGCCUCCUAGUAAACCCCACUGAUUCCAGCAGGCCUGUCCCUGCCUCCUCAUAACCACACUGAUUCCAGCAGGCCUGUCCCUGCCUCCUAGUAAACCCCACUAAAUCCAGCAGGCCUGUCCCUGCCUCCUCAUAACCACACUGAUUCCAGCAGGCCUGUUCCUGCCUCCUAGUAAACCCCACUGAUUCCAGCAGGCCUGUCCCUGCCUCCCAGUAAACCCCACUGAUUCCAGCAGGCCUGUCCCUGCCUCCAUAACCCCACUGAUUCCAGCAGGCCUGUCCCUGCCUCCCAGUAAACCCCACUGAUUUCAGCAGGCCUGUCCCUGCCUCCUCAUAACCACACUGAUUCCAGCAGGCCUGUUCCUGCCUCCUAGUAAACCCCACUGAUUCCAGCAGGCCUGUCCCUGCCUCCUAGUAAACCCCACUGAUUCCAGCAGGCCUGUUCCUGCCUCCCAGUAAACCCCACUGAUUCCAGCAGGCCUGUCCCUCCCUCCUAGUAAACCCCAUUGAUUCCAGCAGGCCAAUCCCGGCCUCCUAGUAAACCCCACUGAUUCCAGCAGGCCUGUUCCUGCCUCCUAGUAAACCCCACUGAUUCCAGCAGGCCUGUCCCUGCCUCCUAGUAAACCCCACUGAUUCCAGCAGGCCUGUUCCUGCCUCCCAGUAAACCCCACUGAUUCCAGCAGGCCUGUCCCUCCCUCCUAGUAAACCCCAUUGAUUCCAGCAGGCCAAUCCCGGCCUAGUAAACCCCACUGAUUCCAGCAAGCCUGUUCCUGCCUCCAUAACCCCACUGAUUCCAGCAGGCCUGUUCCUGCCUCCCAGUAAACCCCACUGAUUCCAGCAGGCCUGUUCCUGCCUCCCAGUAAACCCCACUGAUUCCAGCAGGCCUGUUCCUGCCUCCAUAACCCCACUGAUUCCAGCAGGCCUGUUCCUGCCUCCCAGUAAACCCCACUGAUUCCAGCAGGCCUGUCCCUGCCUCCUAGUAAACCCCACUGAUUCCAGCAGGCCUGACCCGGCCUCCUAGUAAACCCCACUGAUUCCAGCAGGCCUGUCCCUGCCUCCUAGUAAACCCCACUGAUUCCAGCAGGCCUGUCCCUGCCUCCUAGUAAACCCCACUGAUUCCAGCAGGCCUGUCCCUGCCUCCCAGUAAACCCCACUGAUUCCAGCAGGCCUGUCCCUGCCUCCUAGUAAACCCCACUGAUUCCAGCAGGCCUGUCCCUCCCUCCUAGUAAACCCCACUGAUUCCAGCAGGCCAAUCCCGGCCUCCUAGUAAACCCCACUGAUUCCAGCAGGCCUAACCCGGCCUCCUAGUAAACCCCACUGAUUCCAGCAGGCCUGUCCCUGCCUCCUAGUAAACCCCACUGAUUCCAGCAGGCCUGUUCCUGCCUCCUAGUAAACCCCACUGAUUCCAGCAGGCCUGUCCCUGCCUCCUCGUAAACCCCACUAAUUCCAGCAGGCCUGUCCCUGCCUCCCAGUAAACCCCACUGAUUCCAGCAGGCCUGUCCCUGCCUCCUAGUAAACCCCACUGAUUCCAGCAGGCCUCUCCCUGCCUCCUAGUAAACCCCACUGAUUCCAGCAGGCCUGACCCUGCCUCCUAGUAAACCCCACUGAUUCCAGCAGGCCUGUCCCUGCCUCCUAGUAAACCCCAUUGAUUCCAGCAGGCCAAUCCCGGCCUCCUAGUAAACCCCACUGAUUCCAGCAGGCCUGUCCCUGCCUCCAUAACCCCACUGAUUCCAGUAGGACACCCGUCUUCGUUUGCAUGGGUCCUCUGUGAUUCUAAAAGAACACAAAUAACUUUCUAAUUAAGUUUUCAUAUCUUUGGGGCUCUCCAACCAGUCAUCCAACUAUUGAAGUGCUUUUGAAGUGUAGAGACUGUAGUGUUGUGUGAAUCACAGGAGCUGGUUUCUGCAGCCAUAUCAUCUGUUGUCAUGAUGUUGACUUAAAGUUGGGUGUGCUGGUUGAAAAGAAAGUUUUUAACAUUCUCCCCAGCAAACAGACCGGGUCAAAGGUUUUAAAGUCUAUUCCAGAAGCAGUGCAGCACCCCAUUAGCCCUGGCCUAUCAAUGCCAGAACAAAUGCUGCUGGUUGUCUCUUCUCCUCCCUGAUGGGAUGUAGAAAGGAAGCAAUGGCCCUGGAUCAGCCCCUCCCCAGCUGUUCCAGCAGCAUUCAGGGAGCCAGAACCAUCAUGGCCAGCCUGGGAUCUCGCUCUCGUCCCGAUGUAGACCAGGACAAGCCAGGGGCUGCCCAGGUCUUUUGUUUCAUUGCUGUAUUGAAUGAGAUGUAAUUGGGAGAGGUCCAAUUGAACUCCCUCCAGCAUGUGGCUUUUGUGCUGGUUUUAUCCUGUCCUUUGGCAAAUUUGUGUGUUUGAGCCCAUUGUACAUCCUAGGCUCUCAAUGACAGCGACUAUACACAGGCUGAAAGAUGUGAUGAAGAACCAGGCCUGCUCAUUUGGGCGCCCUGUGCAUCCUGUUUUACUAACGGAAGAAUUUGGAGAGAUCCGGGGAAAUUGAUUUCCUUGUGACAGCCAUGCUUUUAGCAAUUUUUUUUAUGACUGCCAGAUUUUUCUCUCACAUAUCUCUGAAAUAUCAUGUACAUUGGAUUUAGUGUAGUUUGCCCGCUCAUUGAUUGAACAGUUAUGAAUGGUGCAUGAGAUUAUUUCUGUAUUUGUUGCACUUAAUGGUAACCGUGAACCUUUUAUUGGGAGCAAGUCACCAUGGAGUUCUUUGUUUGCGUGUGUCACCUGACACUCAAUAAAUAUUCUGAUGACACCUUUCAGCUCAA
Molecule: messenger RNA, 4996 nt
Organism: Hypanus sabinus (Atlantic stingray)
Lineage: Eukaryota; Metazoa; Chordata; Chondrichthyes; Myliobatiformes; Dasyatidae
Gene: prkab1a
Product: protein kinase, AMP-activated, beta 1 non-catalytic subunit, a
Exons: 8
Coding region: 156-989 (277 amino acids)
Biological process (GO): signal transduction
Cellular component (GO): cytoplasm; nucleus; nucleotide-activated protein kinase complex
Molecular function (GO): protein kinase binding
Source: RefSeq, a predicted model, not a curated record